This is a messenger RNA of Peromyscus leucopus (white-footed mouse), 3278 nucleotides long. It is a transcript of the gene Zscan12, whose product is annotated as zinc finger and SCAN domain containing 12. Gene Ontology annotation, molecular function: RNA polymerase II cis-regulatory region sequence-specific DNA binding; DNA-binding transcription factor activity, RNA polymerase II-specific. The record is from RefSeq and is a predicted model, not a curated record. Lineage: Eukaryota; Metazoa; Chordata; Mammalia; Rodentia; Cricetidae. Gene Ontology annotation, biological process: regulation of transcription by RNA polymerase II. The transcript is spliced from 3 exons.
GAGCUGCUGCUCCCGGCUGGUGGGAGGGCGCGGGUUGCGGCCUGGACUGUGAUCUUAAAAAGAUGGCUGGAGCUGGGGGGGAGGCCACCCGGACCGCAGGGUGGCCGCCCGUGGUACGCCUGGGGCGCAGAGCCGGCCGGGACCUAGCAGCGCUGCAGAGCUUAGAUUUACAGUCAGAGAACUGGAGGGGCAGACGGACAGAAUCACCUCCAACCUUCACCCUUUAUGAAUAAUCCAAUUCGCGUGACUGUUGUGUGUAUAUGAUUUUAUUCCACUAGGCGUGAGGUAUUCUGAAAAAUUUCAAAAGCAGACAGUCGUGGUAAUUGUCUACUCCUCGACUGGUGCAGUUAUUUUUGUGAUACUGGUAUAGAACCUUGCGCAUGGUAGGCAGCACUUGCUCUUCCCCAACGCCGUCUACUCGUUCUGAAGUUUUUAUUUCAGUUAGUUGUGUUUUACUUUAGGAAUAAAUGGAGAUAAGCUUCUUACCAAGCCUUACUCCCAGAAAUCCUGAAACAACUUGGCAUCGUUUUCGCUUUUGUCUAUUUUUGUGAAAGUACUUAUAUUUCCACCGAGAACAGGCAAUUCACUGGAGGGCAGGCUUUCGACUGUCACACUUAAAUUCUUAAAAUAUGUAGUAUUUACUUAUGGUAGUUUGUGUUAAUAAUGAUGGCUUAUUCCUUAGGUUCACUCCAUAAAGGAGUUAUUACUUGAGACACUUGUAAAUCUUUUGUAUAAGCUAUGAUGGCAUCUACUGGUGAUACGGAGAUCUGUAAGAACCAGGAGGAAGUUUUGAAAAUGAAGAUGGAAGAAGAGUGUAAGUAUACCACCAGACAAGAUUGGAGCCUACAAAAGAACACUUACAACAGAGAAGUCUUUCGAAAGUGCUUCAGACAGUUUUGCUACCAGGAAACAUCUGGACCCCGGGAGGCUUUGGGCCGACUCCGAGAACUUUGCUGUCAGUGGCUGAGACCCGAGACCCACACCAAAGAACAGAUCCUGGAGUUGCUGGUGCUGGAGCAGUUCUUGACCAUCCUGCCUAGGGAGCUGCAGGCUUGGGUGCAGGAGCAGAACCUGGAGAAUGGGGAGGAGGUAGUGACUGUGCUGGAGGAUUUAGAGAGAGAGCUUGAUGAACUAGGAUACCGGGCUUCAACACAAACUGAAGAACAGAAAAUAUUUUUGCAGGAGCUGAAGCCUUUAGGGGCAGAGCUAGAACCCAGUGCGUCCCUUGGACUUGUGAAAGCCAAGCUGAGGUGUGAACCUGCAGAAUGUGAAGCCCAAGAGGAGCAAGUUUCAGGUGUGGAGACGGGAAAUGAGUCCAGGAAUGGAACUCUGAAGCAAGGCCUUUCGGAAGGAAUGGAAGCAGAACAGAAUACUUCAAGCAGAUUAGCAAAAGAUGCACUCCAGUGUGAGGAAACCCAUGGCCCUGGAGAGGAGCCUUCUGGAGCUCCCAGGAAGGACAACUGGCUUCUGCGUAAUAAAAAUGGUGCUGAACACCAGAACAUCUGUCCAGGGAGGAAAUUGCAUCGAUGUGAUGACUGCGGAAAAUCUUUCAGUCAGCAUUCACGCCUCGUAGAACAUAAAAGGGUCCACACUGGAGACCGGCCCUACAAAUGUGAGCAGUGUGGGAAAACUUUCCGAUGGAGGACUGUGCUUGCUCGACACAAGGUGGUCCACACUGGAGAGAAACCAUACAAGUGUAAUGAGUGUGGCAGGGCCUUUGGCCAGUGGUCAGCUCUCAACCAACACCAGAGGCUUCACUCAGGAGAAAAGCACUACCACUGUACUGAGUGUGGCAAGGCCUUUUGCCAGAAAGCAGGCCUCUUUCACCAUCUCAAGAGCCACAAAAGAAACAGACCUUGUUAGUGUCUUCAGUGUAAUAAAAGUUUUAAUUGCCAUUCCACACCUACUCAGCACCAAGGAGUUCACACUGGUGCAAAACCCUGUGAGUGCAGUGAGUGUGGGAAAGCUUUUGUUUAUAACUCAUCUCUUGUUACCCAUCAGGAAAUGCACCACAAGGAAAAACCCUUCACUCAAAGUGGUCUUACUCAGCAUCAGAGAAACCACACCAGGGAGAAGCCUUACAUGUGUGAUAUCUGUGGGAAAGCUUUUGUUCAAAACUGAAGUCUUACAGAACAUGAGCAAAUUCCUACUGGAGAGAGAGCCUAUAAAUGUGCUGAGUGUGGGAAGGCCUUUACUCAGAGGUCAGUCCUCAUGAAACAUCAGGGAAUGCACGCUGGGCAGAAACCCCACAAAUGUGAUGAGUGCAAGAAUGCCUUUCCAGGAAGCACUAGCUUCAUUCAGCAUCAGGGAAUCCACACUGGGGAGAAACCCUACAAAUGUGAUAAGUGUGGCAAGACCUUCAGACAGAGGUCAGGCCUUAGGAAGCACCAGAGAAUUCAUAAUAGAAGUGCUCCCUGUAAGUGUAAGGAGUGGGGAAUUGUUCAGGCAGAACUCCACUCAUCAUCAGACUACUCACAAAGGAGCAAAAACUAUUUCUGUGUGAGGACUGCAGGGAAGCCAUCUCAGAGUGCAGGACGACGAGAAAUACUAUAUUUAUAAUGCUUUGUGGCAACCCUUCAGCUGAUGAUACUGUAAGAAGACCAUAAAUAUUUGAUGAGCACCCACUGUGUACUGUUCAUUGUAUCGGGGCAAUGAAGGAAAGAGUCUGUUACCAGACUUCUUAGAGCAUUUACAGCCCAGCCUGGGAUGUGAAAAUCUGCCAUAGUUAAUUGAAAAGACUAGUUAAAAAGGACAGUGGAAUUGAUGCUCAGGUUGUUUAGAGUUAAAAUAGGAGAGAGUAAGUAUUAUAAAUUCUGAAGAACAGAUAAUUUGUAUACCUGGUCAGGGAAGAGUUCCUGAAAGAUUUGAUUGAAAAUAAGGGUAUGAUGGAUGGAUUUGGAAAGGCAGAAGGGAGAAACACAUGUAGGUAAAACAGGUGAGCAGAAGCAAGGAUGUGGGGCGUUUGGAAGCGUCAGUGAUGAAACUAGCCAUCCUACUAGAGGGUUGAUUUGAGUCUCACCUGAUGGGUGUUAGUUGGCAAUAGCUUGGAGGUAGAGCAGGAGAGCUGUAUGCUGGCGGUGCUAGGCAACACUGGAGUGCGUGGACACCGAGCUCCUCUCAUCUGUCUCUAAACACCGUGAGUAGGUUUUAGGAGUAAUGUGGUUGUACAUGCUUGUCUAUCCCAGCACUUGUGGUGCUGAGGCAGGAGGUUAGGAGUUCAGUGCUAUCUUUGGUUACUUAGGGAGUUCAAGGCGAGACUGAGCGACAUGAGACCUCAA